Messenger RNA from Eutrema salsugineum, 1818 nucleotides. Its product is annotated as ATP-dependent DNA helicase PIF1-like. Gene Ontology annotation, biological process: telomere maintenance; DNA repair. Gene Ontology annotation, molecular function: ATP binding; DNA helicase activity. The record is from RefSeq and is a predicted model, not a curated record. The transcript has 4 exons. Bases 1 to 1818 code for a protein of 605 amino acids. Lineage: Eukaryota; Viridiplantae; Streptophyta; Magnoliopsida; Brassicales; Brassicaceae.
AUGGUCAUAUACAACGAGGAUGAUCCAGGUGACGAGGUUAUUAAUCGUGUCUCAGUUGGUACGUCAAAAUUCAUUGCUUGGAUGGAGUGCAACGAUAUGUAUGAAUUGGCGAGGACGUUAACUUAUGCGCAAUUUCCUACGAGAUUCGUGUGGAAUAACACAAAGAGAAUAUGGACGCCACGAUCAAGGAGAGUUGCUCUUGGUAGAAUCACGUACGUACCCAUUGGGGCAGCUGUUAGUCUAUCUCAGGAGCAAGUUAAAGACUUUACCCUGGUCGAAAUAGAACUUCUUUUACGUGUAAGUGGGAGAUCCUUAAAAGAAUUCACACCUAUGCCGUUUCCUGAAUAUAUUACUCUGGAGUCACGUGAUAAUCCUCUUAUUCGGGAUGAGAGGAAUUACAAUCGUGAAACUCUUAGAGUAAGAAACGAGCAGAUGUUAGCCACUGUAACCAGUGAACAGAGAAGUGUUUAUGAUGAGAUACUAGAAGCAGUUAAUAAGAACAGAGGAGGUAUGUUCUUUGUUUAUGGUUCUGGAGGUACUGGUAAAACUUAUUUUUGGAGUCUAUUAGGAUCUGCUCUACGUUCCCAAGGUGAUGUUGUUCUCAAGGUUGCAUCGAGCGGGAUUGCUGCGUUGUUAUUAGAAGGAGGCCGAACUGCGCAUUCAAGAUUUGCAAUCCCUAUUGUGGUUAAUAAGUUUACCUUCUGUUCAAUCAAGAAGGAGUCGAAUCUUGCCGACUUGAUAAGGAUUUCUAAACUCAUUAUAUGGGACGAGGCGUUGAUGAUGAGUAAAGACUGUUUCGAGACUCUAGAUAGAACGAUGCGUGAUAUAUUAGAAGUUGAUAAGCCCUUUGGUGAUAAGGUCAUUGUUUUAGGAGGGGAUUUUAGGCAAAUAUUGCCAGUGAUUCCAAAUGCCGGGAAGACAGAGAUACUUAUGGCCACUUUGAAUUCGUCACCUCUGUGGUACAAAUGUAGAGUGUUGAGACUUACACAGAAAAUGCGACUUAUAGCUGGAGAUAAUAGUCGUGCUAUGCUUGAACGAGCUGCCUUUACAAAGUGGAUCUUAGACAUUGGUGAUGGUACGAUAAAUGACGAUGGUAGUGGUGAAGCCGUGAUUGAUAUUCCUGAUGAUCUGUUGAUUAAAGACUGUAAAGAUCCUAUAAAAACGAUCGUCAAAGAAAUAUAUGGGAAUUUGUUUUCGAAUGAGACUGAUCCUAAAUUUUUCCAAGACCGUGCCAUACUGAGUCCAAGAAACGAUGAUGUAGAUACGAUAAAUGAUUAUAUGCUUUCAAAGUUACCGGGUGUUGAAAGGACCUAUCUUAGCUGUGAUAGCAUUGAUACGACUGAAGAAGUUGUUAAUUACAAUGAUGCGUCUGAAGUACCCUCAGAGAGUGUAGCCAUGCUUCUAAGAAAUAUCGACCCUAAGAAUGGGUUGUGUAAUGGCACAAGACUCAUCAUUAUUAAGAUGGCUAAUUAUGUUCUCCAGGCUCAGAUAAUAACAGGUAGCAAGGUUGGUGAAAAGGUACGGAUUCCUAGGAUAUUCCUCUCUCUUUCGGAGAUGAAACUUCCUUUCAGGAUGAGACGCAAGCAGUUUCCUAUCACAUCAGCUUUUGCAAUGACUAUAAACAAAAGCCAAGGACAGACACUCGAAAAGGUUGGUUUGUAUCUUCCAAGACCGGUUCUUACUCAUGGACAACUCUAUGUCGCUGUAUCGAGGGUUACAUCAAGAGAAGGUUUGAAGAUAUUGAUCACCGAUAAAGACAACAAACCACAAAACAAAACAUUGAAUGUCGUCUACAAGGAGGUUUUUGACAAGAUAUGA